UGUUUGUGGUUGGAAAGCAAGAAUGAACAUUUGGACAUAUAACUACUGAAAAAGGUUACCUGAUAUGUUUGAUGCUAUGGGUGCCACUGGAUCAGCAGAUGACAUUAAUGCUAUGGAAAUUCACCACUGCUACACAAAAUUUAUGAAGGAAUGCCCAUCUGGACAACUUUGUCUGCAUGAAUUUAAACACAUCCUGGAUCUACAGGGACUUACUCCAGAAGCUAACAGUUAUGUUGAGCAAGUUUUUCACACAUUUGACAUGAAUAAGGAUGGAUUUAUAGACUUCUUGGAGUUCAUAGCUGCAAUAAAUUUGGUUAUACGAGGGAAAAUGGACCAAAAAUUGAAAUGGUAUUUUAAGCUAUACGACGCUGAUGGAAAUGGAUGUAUUGACAAGAAAGAACUAUUAAGCAUAUUCACGGCUAUCCAGGCUAUUAAUGGCCACACCAACAUGUCUGCUGAGGAGUUCACAAACAUGGUAUUUCAGAAGAUAGAUGUGAACAAUGACGGGGAACUGACUUUAGAAGAGUUUAUCACUGGUGUGGAAAAAGACAAGGACCUAAUGGAAUUGAUUACGAAAAUUUUUGACCUUUCCAACGUACUCAAAAUCAUACAGAGCGGCAGGAGACACAGCAUCUGAAUGAUCCAGUGAUGGAUGUGGCAUCUGUGGCAUCAUUUCAAGGAAGAUAAUAUGUGAUACAUUCAGAGAGCUUGAUGUCGUCAAAGACUGCCCAGGCAAUACCAAGCAGCCUGCUCCAGGAGUAACAAUUUUCACUCUUGACUCCAUAUCUCUCCUUUCCCUUCCUUUAUUCUUUCCCUCGCUAAUGACUGUGGCAGCCACAGAACACAAACCUUUGCCCACAUAUAACAGAAAAUCUAGCUGAUGCAUUAGAAAUAACUUAUUUGGUCUCUAUGAACACUGUUCAGACUAAUCAAUAAAAUAAUUAAACUAUCGCAAAAUGUAACCUUUUUGGGAGACACAGAAUUAAUAUGUUUCUUAAGUGUGGCCUCUUUAACCUACUAUCUAAAAUGUGGACAUAAACUUCUAAGCAGGACUGGAUUCCAUCUGGAUCAAUUAAGAACGAAGGCUGGUUUGCAUUAACCUAACAUUUGCUCUAAUCAGUACUCAAAAUUGGAGUAAAUUCUCUGGGAAACACCUCAGUCAUCUUAAUAUUCCUGAAAUGCGCAUCCUCCUUAACAAGCUGUCUACCACUCUUGAUUUUAUUACAUCUGUAAAUUAAAAUAAUGUGAUAUUUUGAUGGGUUUGGCAGGGUUCAGUUACUGUUCUUCCAAAUUAACCUUUUAUAGAAGCACUGGAAUUAAAUUUUGUUAUCUCUGUAGAGUAAAAUUAGAAGUUCAAAGAAUAGCUAAAACCAAAUCACUUUGUAAGCACUCUGGUUUUCCAGAGAUUUGUGUCCUUUGACUUGUACAUCCUCCUUUUCAAAACAAAUAAUUUUCACUGGGCUCUUUGCCAUAGCUGCAUGAGACAAAAGGUAAGAGGUAUCGUCACUCGUCCCUGCUGAUGGGACUGCAGGCUUCUGCCAAACAGACUGUUUAACAGCUGAAUUCUUCCUGCCUUUCCUUGACAGGGAGUACUAAUUUAAGUAUCUCUGCCCUGCCCAGAUACCUGGGUGAAAGCUUUAUACCAAUUUAGUCUCUUUGAGACUUCUACCUUCUUUCAAACUGCAUUGCAAUUGUCUCUGAAGGUGGUAGCUGUCAGGAGUGCAGGGAAGGCAUUUGCAGAUAGCAUGAUCACACAUGCCUCAUUUUCUUAGGAAACUAGGCUAAAACUAACUCAACCUUACUUUAUAAAUAACAAGUUUCAUUCUAUAAGCUGAAAUAGAACUGCAUGAACUGUCUCCAAAGGGAAAAUUAUAGUUCUCUCUGGUUCUGUUGGGAUUGAAUCUCAAGUCUGAAAGGAGUUUUAUCAAAUUACCACAACAUACCGUAAAUUCUCCUUGGCUGACAUUGCCCUGAAGGCAUCACGCUAGUAUCAGUUAUUGACAGAAGCAUCAGCUUUAUGCAAAAUAAUUUGUGCAUGGAUUGGUGCAGGUUGAAUGAAACAAUUAUUAAGAUUUCAAUGUGAAAAUGUUUUUCUUCCAAAUUCACUUCAAAUCCAUGUCCAUUUGCACAUGAAAUGGACUCCAUCAUCUGCAAUUAUUAUCCCAUGUUCUGGUUUGAUCAAUGGAAUAUACUGUGUAUGCAACAUGCAUCACUUGACAUUAUAAACAGUUCUGACAUUUGAAUCUUUUACAUCUUUUCCAAAAAGAAAAGAAAAUGAUGUAUGAGAUUGCUGGUGGUUCAAAUUUUAAGUUCUUGUAUUUAUUCAUCAUUGACACAGUAAUAUGUCAUUGUCAGUAUCAGUUUUCUCACAACCAGACUUCAAAAAGUCAUUUUUCUUAACUUAAUGCUUUCGUAUUUAGAUCCUAUGAGGGUGAUGUCCUUCAGAAUUAGCUUUGCAAUAUUUAAAAUAAAAUGGUCCAAUUUAAGCAACUUGGGUGUAUGAGAACAGUUGUGGUUUGGAUUUUUGCUUUUAAACUAAUGAAGUUAUGGAUUUUGAAAAACUACUAAUACCUCUGUACACCAACUCUUUUUUUUUUUUUUUGUAAAGGGAUUUAAAUUUGUCUAAUUUCUCUGUGUAACUGUAAUUAUAUGAAGUGAAUUACCAAUUCAAGAGUGUUGUGUUGUACUAAAAAAAUAUGUAACCAUUUUUUGCUAGACUAAAUUUUAAAGGUGUAUCUGACAUGCUCAUUUUCUACACUUUAAAAUAAUUUAGCAGAAACCUGUGUAAUUAAGAAGCCAGUAUCUUUGCUGUUUAAUGUAAACAUUCUGGCAAAUAAUUUCCAAAAAUAUUUAUCUACAGUAACUCCACAUUUGUUUGGGACUAUUCCUAAGAUUCUAUUUUUUUUAUAAGUUGAUUAACAUAAAUUUCCUUUGACUAGUUAAGCACAAUUUGAUACACAGCUGCUUGAGAUAAAUGCAUUAUGGCCACAAUUUUCUAUUGGUCUCAUUCUUCUAAAUUUGACAGCUGCUCAUCAAGUGUAUCAGUGAAAUCAGGUGGAAUGUGGAAAUCCCAUCACCCCUCCCUCCCUAGUCUUGUUCUGAAACAAGAGGAGCUGCAACUCAUCGUGGUGGAGGUGGUUUGUAGUCACGAAGGUAUAUGGUAAGUCGACCUGAUUAUCAGUAAUGCUUAUUGAUAAUUUAUUGAUUAGCAGAAACAGAAAAAAACAAAACAAAAAAAAAAACAGUGUUAGUUCAUUUUACGUACACACCUCAGCAACUACUGAAGUGGUUAAUGGGUAGUGAUGAGCCACUGAUCUUAGGGGCUGCUAGAGCCCACAGAAAUGCUUUUGUUUCAAAGCCCCACAUGGGAGAGAAGAAACAUUACAGCACAUGCUCUCAAGAAAUGUCUUUGUCAACAAGAUUGAUGCAUAUGCUAGCUGUGAGUGUCUGGAGAAGCUGGGCUGCCUAUAUGAUCAUCACAGGGGGGUAGGCUUUAAUUAAGAUAGAUGUGUACUGAGAAUGGCUAAUCAUUUUGUCACCAUAUUCACCUUGGAAAGAAUCACAGGUUUCAAAUUCACUCUGUGCACCUGGGUGAGCUUUACCAAUCAACAGGGUAAUUGGUAGUUUCUCUUCUAACAUAAGCUCUUUUCCUGUUAGGAAGUCCUUAUGACUCUAUGCUCUUUUUAUUGCAUCCAAAAAGCUAAAGGUAAUUAGUCCAACAGUCCCUUUUUUUCAAACAAUUCUUAAUUGUCCUAAAAUUAUCUCCUUUUCUUUUCUGCUAGCUCAAUAUGCUAAGAAGGCAAAUAGGUGCUUUUUCUUCUGAGGAUCUGUGAAUUCAAAGCCACAAGCAAAGUGCCUUUUCUUGUAGAUAGGGAAUUGCUUUAGAAUUAACAGGCGUGAUUAAACCUUAUGCUACAGUUAUGCAUCCCUGACAAAGUGGAGGAGAGCUUGCUGUGGUGUAGUAAAGAUCUUGUAGCUGCAUUUAAUUUUUGUCCUUAUGUAAGAUUAGCUGUACCAUACAGACCAUAAGAGCUAAAUAUUCAAACCUUGAGUUGCCUGUGUGCAAGGACAUAUGUCCAUUUACUUAAUAAAGGUUUUCCACAUGGAAA
Molecule: messenger RNA, 4109 nt
Organism: Tyto alba (common barn owl)
Lineage: Eukaryota; Metazoa; Chordata; Aves; Strigiformes; Tytonidae
Gene: GUCA1C
Product: guanylate cyclase activator 1C
Exons: 4
Coding region: 65-637 (190 amino acids)
Molecular function (GO): calcium ion binding; calcium sensitive guanylate cyclase activator activity
Source: RefSeq, a predicted model, not a curated record